Phaeodactylum tricornutum CCAP 1055/1 is the source of this 704-nucleotide messenger RNA. RefSeq lists its product with no specific name. Gene Ontology annotation, cellular component: endoplasmic reticulum. The record is from RefSeq and is a predicted model, not a curated record. Gene Ontology annotation, biological process: protein folding. The transcript is spliced from 3 exons. NCBI's taxonomy places the organism in Eukaryota, Bacillariophyta, Bacillariophyceae, Surirellales, Neidiaceae. Gene Ontology annotation, molecular function: protein disulfide isomerase activity. Bases 61 to 642 code for a protein of 193 amino acids.
ACAGCACGAGUCGGCAAACACGCGGCUCGAACCAAAGGAAACGGACUUCCAAACUCGAAAAUGACCAUGGGGAUGCGAUCUUUUUUUAGUUUUUUGGCGUUUGCCACGACCGCUGCGGCAAUCCAGGAGCUCGAUGAAGCCUCUUUCGACCAGCUCAUGGGAUCCGGAAAGAAUGGCAUGAUUAAAUUCUUUCAGCCGUGGUGCGGACACUGCACGCGUAUGAAGCCCGACUGGGACAAACUAGCGGAGGAAGCCCACAGUUCCGUCUUUAUCGCUGACGUUAAUUGCUCCGACCAAGCCGAGUUGUGUGAGAAAAACGAUGUGGCUGGUUACCCAACCAUUAAGGUUUACAAGGAUGGCGUGGACGAAAAGUACAAUGGCGCUCGUGGGUUCGACGAUCUCAUGGACUAUGUCGACGCCAAUCUCGCCUCGAAAUGCGACGUAUCUAAGUUAGAGGAAACCUGCGGGGAAAAGGCAGUCAAGUACGCCAACAAGUGGAAGGAUCGUGAAGCAGCCGAUGUCACGAAGGAAUUUUCCCGGCUGGAAGGCAUGGCUGGAAAGAGUAUGACAAUGGAGCUCAAAGCCUGGUUGAGAGAACGGAUGGCAAUUUUAAAGCAACUUACGGCCUCCGCCUCGAGUUAAAAUAAAGACGGUUUCCAUGCAAAUAGUCUGAUGAGAAAGCAGUAGAUAUUCCGUUUCCAGUU